Messenger RNA from Colletotrichum siamense, 1476 nucleotides. RefSeq names its product Cholinesterase (gene BCHE-3). NCBI's taxonomy places the organism in Eukaryota, Fungi, Ascomycota, Sordariomycetes, Glomerellales, Glomerellaceae. The coding region runs from base 1 to 1476 and encodes 491 amino acids. The transcript has 5 exons. The record is from RefSeq and is a predicted model, not a curated record.
AUGAAACACCUUCUUUCAUCAGUCACUGUGGCACUCGCUUCCGCCACCCUUGCUGCUCCUCAACCCAUCUGCGGUAAUUGGACAGUUGGCCAAGCAGUGAAGACAACGAGCGAUCGUGUCUUUGGUCAUGCUGCUUCCGAUGCCGAUCAAGUCUCGGCGUAUUUGGGUAUUCCAUACGCCGUCCCUCCAGUAGGAGCCUUGCGUUUCCAGCCUCCCAUCGCCUACAACGGGUCGCUGGCCAUCAACGGCUCUGACUUUGGCCCAGCGUGUAUGCAGCCUGCACCCACCGAAUUUCCCCAGAGCGAGGACUGUCUGUCCAUCAAUGUCUGGACCAAGCCCCAGACCGGAGAACGCAAGAAGGCUGUUCUCGUCUGGGUCCAUGGAGGUGCCUAUACUUACGGCGGCGCGCGUCAACCUAUGUACGACGGACAGUUUAUCGCCGACACGUCAGAUGUUGUGUUGAUGUCAAUCAACUACCGUCUCGGCAUCUUUGGUUUCCCCGGUGACCCUUCUUCUGCUUCGAACCUGGGACUUCUGGACAUGAGGGUUGCUAUGGAGUGGGUUCGCGAUAACGCCGAAGCGUUCGGCGGCGACACCAGCCGCAUCACCAUCUUUGGCCAGUCUGCUGGCUCCGGAAUGGCCGACUUCUACUCCUUCGCCUAUGCCUCGGAUCCCAUUGCUAGCGGCUUCAUCUUGCAGAGCGCGACUGUCGUCGGCUUCCCAGCCCUUCUCGCAGACACCCUGUCCCCAAGGUGGUACCGUAUUGCUGAUUCUGUCGGCUGCUCUAGUAGUAACAGUAGCACCGCCGCCGCCGCCGUCACCGACUGCAUGAGGAACCGCACCGCUGCGCAGAUCUUCGCAGGCUUCUCUGCCGCUGAGACUGGCAUUGGAUCGACUCCCGCUUUCGGCCCUGGUGUGGAUAAUGAGCUCGUGUUUGAAGACUACUCCAACCGCAGUUCUGCAGACGCCGCCUACCUAAUUGGCAAUAACGAGAAUGAGGCCGGCGCUUUCAAGAGCCUCCAGCCUAACAGGACCGAGACUUACUGGGCCGAUUUCAACUUCAGAUUCUAUACUUGCGCCGACAACAUCAGGCUUGCCCAGACCGUUUCGGCCGGUCUCCCUUCCUGGAGGUACCGUUACUUUGGUGACUUCCCCAAUCUGGCCCUCUCGAUCAACCCGCCCAGCGGAGCGUAUCAUGGUGCCGAGUUGCAACCUCUCUUCGGAACGCUGCCUCAGGACCCCCCUAGUACAACCGUGGAGUUGGAGACGGCCGAAUUCCUUCGCGGCGCCUGGACUACCUUUGCAAAGAACCCCACCUCUGGCCUGCUCAGCUACUCGGGCGGGUGGCCGUUUUACAACCCCAGCGAGAACACCAUGGCACGCAUUGCAUUCAACGACCAGACUGGCACCAACCUGGGCCAGGGUGACGCUUACAACGAACGUUGCGCGUCUCUGCCCGCCACUGCUCCGUCUUAG